AUGUGGAAACCAAUCAUUGAAGGAUACCUCCGUUUGUUGAGGCAUCACCCAGUGGGCACUCCAGACUACAAGGACAUUACUGAUGUUCUGAAGGCAGUGAAUGAGAUUGACCGUGUACAAACUCAUAUCCCUGAAGCCCCGAAUAAGGAGGCAGCUACUCCUGAGGCAACGUCUACUGAGAGGCCAAGCAUGAGCACAACUCUUGCCAGACAUGGCUCUUGUCCACUUGUUGCUACCCCUCAAGUUGUCCCCACCCCUGAUCCCUCUCCAUCCACCCCACAUCCAUCUCCUAGCCCCAACAUCCCUUCAUCCACCCUACGUCCAUCUCCUACCCCCAACAUCCCUCCACCCACCCCACAUCUAUGUCCUGGGUCUGACAUCCCUCCACCCACCCCACGGUCAUUUCCUGAGCUUUCACCCAUUCCAUCGUUUGACCUGAGUAUUGAUUCAACCCCUCUUGACAUGCACACAGAGCCACCCUCCCACAGUAUGUCUAUUGGCCCUUCUUCGAGCAUCAACCCACCCCAUACUAACCAUGUUCAGGCUGAGCAAGUUGUUGGAUUACCUGCACAGCCAGAAAGUCAGCCGAAAUGCAUAUCAAAGGCACCUCCUUGUGGGAUAGGUGGUCACAAACAUGGACACAAAGCUAGACACGAGGCAUCUGACCAAGGACAUGCAAGACCUCCUCCUUCACAUAAUAAACAUUAUAUGGUCGCAUAA
This is a messenger RNA of Quercus lobata, 720 nucleotides long. RefSeq names its product vegetative cell wall protein gp1-like. The coding region runs from base 1 to 720 and encodes 239 amino acids. The record is from RefSeq and is a predicted model, not a curated record. NCBI's taxonomy places the organism in Eukaryota, Viridiplantae, Streptophyta, Magnoliopsida, Fagales, Fagaceae. The transcript is spliced from 2 exons.